UUCUUCUUCUGUGAAUCAUCUCACCCAUUUCGUCCUCCCCAAACAAACAUUGUUGAAGAAAUGAUAUCUCUACAACACUUGACAAACCCUAAUCCUUACUCUUCCCUCUUCUACUUCAACCCGCCCAUUCCCCUUGCAUCCAAAACCCUAAAACCCUACACCAAACCCUAUUCGCCCCCCACCACUGUCAAGGCAAUCCUUCAGUACAACCGCAAGCCUCAGCUCGCCGGAGAAACCCCCAGGGCGGUCGUCAUUACCUCCGGCAAAGGCGGAGUCGGCAAGACCACCACCACCGCCAACAUUGGCCUCUCCCUCGCCCGCCUCGGCUUCUCUGUCGUCGCCAUUGAUGCCGACGUCGGCCUCCGCAACCUCGACCUCCUGCUCGGCCUCGAGAACCGGGUCAAUUACACCGUCGUCGAGGUUCUCAACGGCGACUGCCGCCUCGAUCAGGCUCUCGUUCGAGAUAAGCGGUGGUCCAAUUUCGAGCUGCUCUGUAUCUCCAAGCCCCGAUCCAAAUUGCCGAUUGGAUUCGGCGGAAAAGCGCUGAUUUGGCUCGUGGAAGCCCUCAAGGCCCGCGAUACAGGAGUUCCGGAUUUCAUCCUCAUCGAUUGCCCUGCCGGCAUUGAUGCUGGAUUCAUCACUGCAAUCACGCCGGCUAAUGAGGCGGUCCUCGUAACAACGCCUGACAUUACGAGCCUCCGAGAUGCAGAUAGGGUAACGGGGCUGCUGGAAUGCGAUGGAAUUAGGGAUAUUAAGAUGAUUGUGAACAGAGUCCGAACAGAUAUGAUCAAGGGAGAGGACAUGAUGUCAGUGCUUGAUGUGCAGGAAAUGCUAGGGUUACCAUUGUUGGGGGUGAUUCCUGAGGAUACAGAGGUCAUUAGAAGUACCAACAGAGGAUAUCCAUUGGUGCUGAACAAGCCGCCCGCCUUGGCUGGGCUGGCAUUCGAGCAAGCUGCCUGGAGGUUGGUCGAGCAGGAUAGUAUGGAAGCUGUAAUGGUGGAAGAGCAGCCGAAGAAACGAGGAUUCUUCUCGUUUUUUGGAGGGUAGAAACUAGAAAGUGGAUUCAUUUUGGCCAAUGGUGAUGAUACAAAUUAGGGCUUAUGAAGUUCUUUGCAGCUGCUUGGUGGGGGGGAAGGAAAGAAGCUGUGUACAGUAGGAGAGUUGAGGUUUGCCAUUUUUCCCAUUUUCAUUGUUUCACGUUUGAUGGAUGGUAGAUAAGGAUUAUAAAUUGUAGUACCUUUUUGUUUUGUUGAUCACUCAGAGCUGAACUGUAUCAUGUGUUCCAAUUAAAUCAAUUUCUUUAUGAUAUCUGUGCUCAAUUCCUGGAAA
Messenger RNA from Ipomoea triloba (trilobed morning glory), 1329 nucleotides. RefSeq names its product putative septum site-determining protein minD homolog, chloroplastic. Bases 61 to 1047 code for a protein of 328 amino acids. Gene Ontology annotation, biological process: negative regulation of cell division. The record is from RefSeq and is a predicted model, not a curated record. Gene Ontology annotation, molecular function: ATP binding; ATP hydrolysis activity. Gene Ontology annotation, cellular component: cytosol; cytoplasmic side of plasma membrane. The transcript has a single exon. Lineage: Eukaryota; Viridiplantae; Streptophyta; Magnoliopsida; Solanales; Convolvulaceae.